Messenger RNA from Plenodomus lingam JN3, 2877 nucleotides. NCBI's taxonomy places the organism in Eukaryota, Fungi, Ascomycota, Dothideomycetes, Pleosporales, Leptosphaeriaceae. The record is from RefSeq and is a predicted model, not a curated record.
AUGGACCCCAACAUCACCAAGGCGCUGAACGAUAAGCUCUACGACAAGCGCAAGAGCGGAGCCCUCGAGCUCGAAGGCCUCAUACGUGAUGCACUCGCCGCCGAGGACCACGACCGGAUAGCCAAGAUUGUGCACCAGCUCUGUCACGACUAUGCCUAUGCCGUCCAUCAGCCGCACGCCAGGAAUGGCGGCCUCAUUGGCCUUGCGGCCGCUUCGAUAGCCUUGGGGCCUGAAGUCGCUCGCUACCUCGACGAAAUAGUCCCUCCGGUGCUCGCGUGCUUUGGCGACCAAGAUGCACGUGUCAGGUACUAUGCCUGCGAGUCCAUGUACAAUAUUGCAAAGGUCGCCAAGGGCGAGAUACUCGUCUACUUCAACUCUGUAUUCGAUGCGCUCUGCAAGAUGGCAGCAGAUAGUGAACUGUCCGUCAAGAAUGGAGCUGAACUGCUGGACCGCCUGAUCAAAGACAUCGUCGCAGAGUCCGCCGCCACCUAUGUCUCUGUCCUACAUGCCCCAGUCGACCAUGCAGAGCCGCCCGCUACAGAUGAUCCCGACCAACCACCGUACGAUGUACCCACCGCUUUCAACCUGGAGCGAUUUCUGCCCCUCCUCGAAGAACGCAUCAACGUCAUCAACCCAUUUACACGAGUCUUCCUGGUCUCAUGGAUUACCCUGCUAGACUCUAUACCAGAUCUCGAGCUCAUCGCUCACCUUCCGCGCUUCCUCGGUGGUCUGUUCAAGUUCCUGAGCGACUCCAACCAGGAUGUGUACACCAUGGCCCAGGCGGCGCUCGACAGGUUCCUGGCAGAGAUUAAGAAGAUUGCGAGGGUCAAAAAGGGUAUCGCAGAGAGCAAGAAGAGUCAUGGCAAGGAGGAGCGACGGCAUUCCCUCUCGAGUGUGCGUAGUGCGGCAGUCGAGAGCGAGGCCACAGACAGCAUGCAACUUGAGCCACUAGAUCCUGUAGACGACAGGGGCGUAGCUAGUGGAUACAGUGACUCGAUUUCGGGUGAUAGCGAAAAGUCUGUCAAUGGAGAUGGGAAUUGGGUGCCAGGCCAAGACGUUCAUGUAGAUCACCCAAAGAUCUUGACCAUACUGGUCGACUUUCUAGUCGCUCCGGCAGAUCCAAAUGACGAACAAACCGAAAUUUUGCUCACUGCCUUACGAUGGAUCGACAGCUUCUUUGAGAUCUGCCCAGAGGACAUUAUGCCGUUUGUUCCAAGCCUGUUGUCGCAUGUGCUGCCACGCAUGUCACACGAGGUGGACAGCGUUCGCAAGGCGGCUGUCAAAGUGAAUGCGUCUUUGAUGGACUAUAUUUUGUCCUUGUCUGACGACAGUCGAACUUCAGAUGGCAGCUCAGGUGGUCAGAUUCAACUGCCACCUUCACUGUCUGAGCUUGGCAAGGAGCUCACAGGAACACAACGGCGCGACUCCAACUUGUCUGGGCGGUUACUCAAAGCAGUCAUACGAGAUCAAGCAAGCAGAGUUGAGUCACCAGAAGUCAGAGAAACGCGUUCAUCGACACCGGCUGAAGACCGCGGCCCAUCACCACGUCCAAUACCAGAGCUCGACUAUCAAGCCGCUGUCAGUGCGCUUACGUUGCAGUUCUUGAACGAGCACGAGGCCACACGUGUUGCAGCCAUAGCUUGGCUUAUAAUGCUGCAUCGCAUGGCGCCUGGCAAGAUACUCACAGUCGAUGACGGAACAUUUCCCGCAUUGCUUAAGACGCUCUCGGACCCUUCAGAUGCCGUUGUCACUCGCGACUUGCUUCUUCUGUCUCAAAUCUCCCUGCACAGUGAUGACACAUACUUCACCUCGUUCAUGGUUAAUCUCCUGAAGCUUUUUUGCACGGACCGUCGAUUACUCGAGACCCGGGGAAAUCUCAUUAUCCGACAGCUAUGUUUGACCCUCAGUGCUGAAAGGAUAUAUCGAACCAUGGCGGACUGCCUGGCUAAAGACGAGGAUGUCGAGUUCGCGAGCAUAAUGGUUCAGAAUCUCAACAACAACCUCAUCACCGCGCCUGAGCUAGCAGAUUUGCGAAGACGACUUAGGAACCUCGACAGCAAGGAUCAGGAUGGUCAAUCAUUUUUCGUCACGCUCUUCAAAGCAUGGUGUCACAACGCUGUGGCUACGUUCUCACUGUGCCUCCUUGCCCAAGCCUACGAACAGGCAUAUCAUCUGCUUCAAGUAUUUGCCGACCUCGAGAUGACAGUCAACAUGCUCAUUCAAAUUGACAAGCUCGUCCAACUGCUAGAAUCACCCGUUUUUACUUGCAAGUCUGCUCUCCUUCUCGAGCCAGAAAAGUACUCGCAUCUCUACAAGUGCAUGUACGGCCUGCUCAUGCUCCUCCCGCAAUCCUCGGCCUUCGCGGCGCUUAAGAAUCGCCUCAACAGUGUCUCCGCAAUCGGCUAUCUGCACAUCGCGCCGCGCUCGAGCACGUAUGUUCCCACUUCCUCUCCUACAUUAAAUCACUUGCGACAAAAGAGCUCAGAUGUUGGAACCCCUAGUGUCCCCUCCGGCCCCUCUGGCGUCUCCAACUUCGAACGGCCGAACCGGCUUAGACCGAAAGAGGAAGGUGCUGUGAAGUGGACAGAGCUGCUUGACCGGUUCAAGGCGACGCAAGAAAAAGCGAGGCGGAGUCAGAGAAUGGCGAGCAUGGGCGAGGACUUGCCGGAAACAAUGCCGGAGACUGAACGUAUGGGGCCACCGCCACCAGUGCAAAAUAGAAAUCUGGGGCUCAGGCCGAGUAGUCCAGCAGGAGGGUCGAGGUUACCUCCUGUGCCAGUACAGAACCCUGUUGUACCCGGACAUAAGUCGAGGUCGAGCCUAAGCAAUCUUGGGCGGUUCGCUGGUGGUGUUGCAGGGCGAAAUAAGAAGAAGUGA